Sphaeramia orbicularis (orbiculate cardinalfish) is the source of this 3484-nucleotide messenger RNA. RefSeq names its product leucine rich repeat neuronal 1 (gene lrrn1). NCBI's taxonomy places the organism in Eukaryota, Metazoa, Chordata, Actinopteri, Kurtiformes, Apogonidae. Gene Ontology annotation, cellular component: plasma membrane. The record is from RefSeq and is a predicted model, not a curated record. The transcript is spliced from 2 exons. The coding region runs from base 508 to 2661 and encodes 717 amino acids. Gene Ontology annotation, molecular function: protein binding.
AGUAGUACCACCAGCAGCAGCAUCGGUGUUGGUGGUGACAGAGCGGAGGAACACCAGGACGCAACCCGGUCCGCACCAGGCUCCAGAUCCGUCUGCGCACCGCACCAUGCCCGGAUCCCAGACGCCUCGGGACUCGUGUCGGAGCGGUUACACGGACCACGGGUCGGUCUAAAAACCCCAGGAUAAACGGAAUAUGUGCUUUUCCGCUGUGUGACUUGGAACAUUUCUCUCAUUUAUUGGUGCGUUUUUGAGCCGUAGUCUGGAUCUGGAUUAAAAAAAAAAAAAAAUUAAAAGAAAAAACCAAAACCUGUGCGCUCGGACACGUCGGACUGGAAUGCCAACAAGGUGAGACCCCCCAGAGGUUGUUUGGCGACAGAAGAUCUUUGUGCUACUCCACACUUGGCCUCAAACCCUGACCCUAUCACCAAACUGAGCUCCCUCAUCAGUGGAAAGUCUGGUACAUGACUGUAACACACCAUCUCCAAAAGUCAUCAGCCCCUCCUCAGCAUGGCUAGACGGAGGUUAGACCGCUGUGUUGUGGGCCACUUAUUCUACGGCCUGGUUCUGGUUUCAACUGGACUAUGCUUUGCGCAGAGCAACGAGUGUCCCCAGCUUUGUGUAUGUGAGAUCAGGCCCUGGUUCACCCCUCAGUCCACCUACCGAGAAGCCAUCACCGUGGACUGCAAUGACCUGCGCCUGACACGCAUCCCGGGGAACCUGUCCAGCGAUACUCAGGUUCUCCUCCUACAGAGCAACUACAUCGCCAGGACCAGCGAGGAACUGGAGCAGCUUUUCAACCUGACCGAGCUGGACCUGUCCCAGAACAACUUCAGUAGCAUCCGUGAUGUUGGUCUUACCAAUAUGUCCCAGCUCACCACCCUUCACCUGGAGGAGAACCAGAUCACUGUAAUGCCCGACUACUGUCUGCAGGACCUCAGCAACCUGCAGGAGCUCUACAUCAACCACAAUCAGAUCAAUACAAUCUCCGCCAAUGCCUUCUCUGGGCUCCAUAACCUGCUCAGGCUUCAUCUCAACUCCAACAAGCUCAACACCAUUAACAGUCAGUGGUUCGACUCUACACCCAAUCUAGAGAUUCUCAUGAUCGGGGAGAACCCAGUUGUUGGAAUAAUGGACUUUAACUUCAAGCCACUGGGAAAUCUUAGAAGCCUUGUUUUGGCUGGGAUGGAUCUAACAGACAUCCCAGGAAAUGCCUUUGUGGGGCUUGACAAUCUCGAGAGCCUUUCUUUCUAUGACAACAAGCUGGUCAGAGUUCCUCAGAGAGCCCUCCAGAAGCUACCAAACCUCAAGUUCUUGGACUUGAACAAAAACCCCGUGCACAAGAUUCAGGAAGGAGAUUUCAAGAAUAUGCUGAGAUUAAAAGAGCUGGGUAUAAACAACAUGGUGGAGCUGGUUUCUAUUGAUCGGUUUGCAUUGGACAACCUUCCUGAACUCACCAAACUGGAGGCUACAAACAAUCCAAAGUUCUCCUUCAUCAACCGUCAGGCCUUUCGUGAUGUUCCGGCCUUGGAGAGUCUAAUGCUCAACAAUAACGCCCUGAACUCCCUCUACCAGUCCACGGUAGAUGCUCUCCCAAACCUGCGUGAGAUCAGCAUCCACAGCAACCCCCUUCGCUGCGACUGCGUCAUCCAGUGGAUGGACUCCAACAAAACCACCGUUCGCUUCAUGGAGCCUUUUUCCAUGUUUUGUGCCAUGCCAGCAGAGCUCAGGGGGAUGCACGUCCGGGAGGUGCUACAAAAAGACUUGGUGAACCAGUGCUUGCCGAUGAUUUCACAUGAUACCUUCCCCAGCCACCUGAACCUGGACAUUGGCAUGACUGUAGACCUGGACUGCAGAGCUAUGUCUCAACCUGAACCUGAGAUCUACUGGGUGACACCGAUGGGGAACAGAGUGAUAGUGGAAAUGCUGUCUGAUAAGUACAGACUCAACAGUGAAGGCACAUUGAGGAUCUCCGACAUCCAAGUGGAAGACUCUGGCAGAUACACUUGUGUGGCUCGAAAUUCAGAAGGAGCCGACACUAGAGUAAUAGCCAUAAGGGUGAACGGCACUCUGUUGGACAGCACUCAGCUCAUGAAGAUCUACGUAAAACAGACUGAGUCGCACUCCAUCCUCGUUUCCUGGAAGGUGAACUCAAACGUAAUGACCUCUAACCUCAAGUGGUCGUCUGCCACUAUGAAAAUAGACAACCCACACAUUACGUACACUGCCCGGGUACCUGUGGACGUCCACGAGUACAACCUCACGCACCUUCAACCAGCUACCGAGUACGAGGUUUGCCUCACCGUCUCCAGCAUUCGCCAGCAAACGCAGAAGUCGUGUGUUAACGUGACGACGAAGCAGGCGACCUUCGCUGUGGAAAUAUCCGACCAGGGGACGAACACUGCUCUGGCAGCCGUCAUGGGGACGAUGUUUGCCAUCAUCAGCCUGGCUUCUCUUGGAGUAUACAUUGCUAAGAGGUGGAAGAGGAAAAACUACCAUCAUUCCUUGAAAAAGUACAUGCAGAAAACCUCGUCAAUACCGCUGAAUGAGUUGUACCCUCCACUUAUCAACUUGUGGGAGGCAGACAGUGAGAAGGAGAAGGAGGGUUCGUCAGAGACCAAACCCGGCCAGGUGGACACCACACGGAGCUAUUACAUGUGGUGAGAAGAUCCAGAAAAGACACGUUUCCUUCAGGAGCACAAAUAUACAUAUUUGCUUCUUUGUGUAAAAGUGAACUGAGUGAAUUCUCGCUCAAGUUGCUUCUUUGUUUUCUUCUCUUCUCUCAGACUUGCUCUUUGAAGCAAAUGUCGAAUCGACAUUUCGGAUUUUAGUUUAGCAAACUGCCUUUUUACCUCUCGUCCCAAUUUAACACUCAAUAUGGCAGCUUUGUUUAGCUUCCUGGACUUAGUAGUCACUGUGCUUUAUUUUUAGUACUUGUUUUGAUGAACACAGCAUGAGUAUUGUCACGGGUUCAGUGAGCGUGAGCAAAGCAGAAGCUGAAAUCCAACCUGUUUUUGACAUGUUUCUCUGGCAGAACUGUUAGAGACUGCAAUCUUUCUUUCUCUUGUAAAACAGUUUCACUGUUGACUGUUGUGCACUGAAAUAUAUAUACUAAUUUGUCUAUUGACUCAAAUAUAAGCUGACGAAGUACAUUUAGACUUGAUAUACCGUCUAUUGAAUAAUGUUAGCAAUUCCUUCUGUAAUGUUGUAUCAGCUAUGAUUUCAAUUACUUUUUUGUACAUUAAUUAACAGUAUGUUUGAUUUAGACUUUACGUUUGCAGAGCGACUACUGUAAACCAGCAAUAGAAAUAUGAAUGUUAAAAACUAGGUUAGUAGAUGUAAGGCUUUUUUAAUUUCAUAAAUAUUUCUUUUCUUAUUUUGCUAGAAUAUGUCUACAAUCACUGGUUUUGUUGUGGUUUACACACACAAACAUGUUGUUUAUUGAGGAGCAAAUUAAAUAAAAUCUUCUUUCCUCAUAUUUUUUAAA